AUGCAGCAGCCCGAUGCCAGUGCGGGCAUUUAUUUACCCAGUUUUACUCUUUUAACUGUAGGCAAGAUAUGCGAUACACCGCUAUCUCUGAAUGACGUUGACACGUUUCCGCCAAACAAAGUAUUUUCUGGUAGUGGUGGCUCUAAAUAUUAUGGAAACGUGAGAUCAAGCAGAGUUGGUUGGUGUGCUUCGGGUUCCACCCCGUAUCUUUUGCUCGACCUUCAAAAAGAAUAUCACUUAACACAUGUUAUGGUUAUAGCUGAUAGAGAACAAACAAAGUGGAGUAACUCAUAUUCAAUGAAAUACAGCCGUGCUGGGACUUUGAUUGAUAGCAGUAGAUCAAUACAGGUAUCUGUAAUAGUAAUCUGUAAAAUUCGAUAUUAUAUGAUGAAAAUUCGAGAGGAAUCAAUAUUUAAUGCGGAGUUAAAAAUUCACAUUUACAGAAUUCUCAUGAUUUGCACAAACAUUUUCCUCGAUUGUUGUAAACCUUGCUUUUCACCAGAUAUAUAUACAACAUUGAAGUGAAAAGUAAGACAUUAAAUUUGUUAGCAACCGCAAACUGCAUGGACACACUCGCACUUUAAAAUAAAUCCAUAAUUUGGUUUGUUUUCCGCGUUGCUACAGUUUGACAGUAUUAACGCAAAGCAACGUUUAAUUUAUAUACGAUAACCGUUUCUUCCGCUAGAUCACAGGAAACCAGAACGGAUACCAGGCAUCCAUUACGCAGCUUGAUAGAGUUUAUAAUGCGAGAUAUAUAAAGAUUCAAUCAACUCGAAAUACGGACUUUUGUCUUAGAAUGGAACUGUGUGGAGAAGGUAGGUUACUAGGUAACUUACACUAGAAAAGUUGUGUGAUAAGUGAAGAUAUCCAUCGACGAAAUUCCUAAGAUAAAAAUACACAAAAAAAUCUCGAAAAAUCCGAAAAAACUAGCAAAACAAAAAAGCACUAAUAAUUGCAGCGAAUUGACACAUCAAACGUUAACGGUCCCAAAUUUUAAAACUUCUGCAUGUCCAAGUCAAGAUACACCAGACAGACAAAAUGACCAGUAGUCCAGUAUAGCAUGUUUAAUUCCUUGCUAUAUAAACUUUGUCGUGUUUUCUAUUUAGCUCAAAUGCCAGCUGCUGUACAAGACAUUAAAAUUCAACCAUCAUAUACCUCGGCAAGUGUGACGUGGAAGCUACAAACCUCCGCUUCAGCCUCUAGUUAUAUAACACACCUCGUCAUAUACCUCAAUGGUACAGAAUACAAGAAUGUAUCUCGAGGAACUCAGACCAAUAUUGAAGGACUUAAUCUGUUUACUUGGUAUGAAGUUGAAAUUGAGACUCGUGAUCGUUCUUUGCAGAAGAGCAUUAAGGUUUUUAAAAGUUUUAAGACCAGGGUAACAGGUAAACGUAGCUGCAUGUAUGUGUAUACCGUAAUCAAUUACUGAAAAUCUUUUUCAAAACCCUUACUAUAUGGAAAUAGGAUAAAAGUCCAAUUUUUUGCAAAUAUACUGUAGAAUAGAAAUCCAAUUUUCAUACUAAUUACAAUUUCCAUACUAUGGAAAUAGUAUGGAGAUAAUACGAAUUUAAUGAUGUAACUGCAAAUUCUGUGGUAUGGAUUUCACUAUUUUUUUCCAGUGAUAAUACAUACAUUAAACCUCUCUUCGAAAUACGUUUUCCUCAUUAAGGAGAUACACGUAACCGAUAUCUAUCUUUUGAUGUUUUAUCUUUUACACCACAAAAUAUGUUCAGAAAUAAGAGAGGUCACGAAGUUUGUUUUGUCAAUGUACGUUAGGUUUGUAAUAUUACAAGCAAUUCUCUCAACCAUUAUGUCCAAAAUUGUAGCUGGAUUGGGAACAGAAGAUUUAUACUCUGCUGCUAACUCUGUUUCAGGUACAGUGACCAACUACGGCACCACAAUGUCAAAUGUUCGCUGUUCUCCAGCACAUAUUGUAAUCAAGAGGGCUGUUUAUGGAGAUUUCAAUCAGAAAGGCGUGUCUGCUGGCACUGCAAGAAUCGAUCCGAAAUGCAAUGUAUUAACGAACUGCCAGGUGAAAUCACGUUGUGAUGGGAAGAAAUUCUGUAAAUUGGCCGUCAACCAAAAUUUAUUACCAUCGCAGUAUUGUUCGAGUACUCGAAAAAAAAUUUACACCGAGUACGCAUGUGUUGAUACCUAUCAUUCAACCACCAUAACAGGUAAACUGGAUAUUCUGAAAUGUAUAAAUAGCAUUUAAAGAAAUGCUAUUUAACAGGGUGCAUGCUAGACUAGUAAUAUCAUCCGCCGUAUAACAUUACAUCUGCACGUCUUUGCCUUUGUUGGCCGAUUACUUUACAAAAGGCGUUACAGUUAAGUGUCAAGUUACAUAUUUGGUGACUAAUAAUAGUAGACAAACAUAUUUUGUCUACCAUUAUUGGUAUUAAGCUUUGAUCACUGACAAGGCCAUUGUAUCAAGCACUCUACAAAUCUAAGGGACAACCAAUAAUAAUAAAAAGGCUGUUAUUUAAAACACUUAAACAAUGUCCAACACUGUCGAUCUAUUGAACAAUGGGUGAUACUGGUUGAAACCUUUGAUGUUGGUUUCACAAUCGGCACACAUUAAUUAAGACGUAAGAUGACCUAGUUCACCUGAACAGAGCAUGCGUAUGUUGUCAUGCUGAUGUACUGAUAUUAAUGAGGCUAAAAACAUAGAGAUUAUAAACAACACUAGAAGGGGCAUCGAGAGUGAUAUUGGGGAACGUGGUAAUGGGGGGGGGGGGGAAUUGAAAUCCCGGAUGAACACUACACCAUUCUUGGGUUACGCUUGAAACCAGAAAAAUUUUAAACAAGAGUCACAAAACUGGGUGUUUUAUAUGUUUUGCAUGUCAUUACAACAAAUAUUCCUCCCAAAUUUUGAAUUCAAACGAUUAAUUCCCCAAAGAUCAAAAUUGCUGCAGCUCUAAAAAUGUGUUAUGGACAAAAUGGAGGUAAAAAUGUUUGGUAAAAAUCAAAACGGGACUACUUAACCGCCAUAAACAUGGAUUUAGAGAUUUUGGCUCAAAUUCUUAUUUUAGCAUUUUAAUUUUUUGCCCCCCAAUAGCCGCGUUACCUUACUUUGACUGACUUAAGAUUACGAUGCCUCCUCUAGUGUAUAAUCUCUGUGGCUGAAAAACCGUAUAUUAAUUCCGAUUUUGGGCUCAUGUGGCGAACAUGCAAUGAUUUUUUAAAACAUCUAAAUAUUUUCCUAUAAUAAAAAUGGGCACAUUUCCUCCUUUGCCUUCUCUAGGAAAGGGCAGGAGGCGUGAUGGAGAGAUGUCUCCUUCCCCCCCCCCUCGUUCCGUCGUUCCUGGUUGUUAGCAUCUAUUGCUACGCGGUUUACCACCCAAAAUUGGAAUGGUCAAGGUAUGGACGCAUGGCAGGACUAGAAAGGGUAUUGUAACAGUUUGUCUAAAGAAUAAAUCUACUCUUUCAUUCAAAAUUUCAGAACCUAAGAUAAGAUUAACAAUUUCAUACCGAGGUUAUCUUCAAAUAAAGGAAGGCUCUACGUGGAUAUACGUUAAUGAAGAAAAUUGGGAUGCAAAGCGAGAAAAAAUGCUGUGUCAACACUUGGGAUUCAAAGAAACGGACGCGAAGGAUCCUCAAACUUUUUCGUUUGGGUCAGGCCGGUAUAAGAUUUCAAUUGGGGACUUGAUAUGUUAUAACACACAGCCAAGUGGAUAUCCUGUUGUGUCCAUCUUAUUCCUUCUAUACCUUCCUCAAAUGUACCAAUCCCAUACGCGAGAUGUGAGUAUGAUAUAAGUAUAACCAUUGUAAAAUAAUUAUUUUAUUAUAACAGUCAUAAAAUCAGCGCAAAUUGAUUAUGGUGUAUACCUGAAUAUAAAUAUAAUUAUAAGUCUUGUUAGAUUUAUGUAAUAAGUGUAGGAAAUUACACAGUCGAGAAAUAUGUUCAUGAAAAAUCGCACACCAUAAUAAACUAUAUUAAUCACGUUCAUGCAUCCAAACAUACAAAUAACUUAACAUAAUUUCUUAUCCUACCAUGACAGUACUUUAAAUAUGAUUGUACCUACUUGGUCUAAACAUAGCCAGAUACAUGCAUGAUGGAUUUCUCUCUCGUCACAACUAAUUUUCGAUUGCAUUGCACAGAUUUAUAUAAGACUUAUAAGUAAUAACCCGAUGCCGGUAGGGCGUACAUUUUCUUUCUCUAUUUUCACUGUAGGCAAAAUAUGUGAUGAUGAACCUUUACUCGAAGGCAUACAUCACACCUUUCCAAACAAAGUAUUUUCUGGCAGUGGUGGUUCUAAUUAUUACGGCAAUGCAAGGAUUACUGGAAGUGGCUGGUGUCCUUCGAGGUCUGGCUCAUAUCUUUCACUUGAUCUUCAAAAAGAAUAUCACAUAACACGGGUUGUGGUUAUGGGUGACAGAUAUCAGACAAAACGGAGUGAGUCAUAUUCAAUGAGAUACAGUCACAAUAAAACUUUGGUGAAUACGAAUCUUGCAAUACAGGUAUAUUUUUUAUCAAAAUAACAAAAUGGUAAUUAUGAUUGUAACAAAAACUUUGCUGAAAAAAAUGUAUAGGCAGCCAUGCAGUGCUGUAAGUAACUUCGUUACAAGUAACGAAAUUCCAAGUGAUUCUCGUUACUUUUUAGGUCACUGUAACGCUAACUAGUUGCGUUUUGAAAAGAGGUAACUGUAACUAUAACUAGUUACAUUUUGACUUAAAUGGAACGAUAACGCGUUUACUUACUUUUCUGACCAACGUUUACGUUUUAUUCGUUACAUUUUCACGUUAAAAUAUGGUACUUGCUAUUUUGUUUAUACUAUCAACUUCAAUUUUCUUAAUUAAUGUACACGAUAAACCAAUUGACUGUACAAUAAUUUGCAAUAACUCCUCUCCCAUUUGCCGGCUUGCAGUUGGCCGUUAUCUUAUAAAAGUAAAAACUAACCAUGAACUUCCAGGUCAGUUAGCAGAUUUACUAAACGGGUAUAUGUGUUUCUUUCUUGUCAAGGGAGGGGGGCGAGGGAGGGAAGAGGAGAGGUUAAUAGCUUAGUUAAUAGCAAGUGGAGCUGAAUGAGUUUCUCCACCACAAUUGCGCAGAAAAAUGGCCAUUACGCCAAUUUUCAUUGCAUUAGUCAUUCACAAGAAUAUAUUCCCGCGCUUUUUUGUUUUUCUUUGUUUCGACUUAUUUAUGGCGACAAAAUACUCAAAUUGUAAGUUUAAAUAGUCCUUAAUUGUCCUUAAGUUCAUACUAUCUUUCAGAUAACAGGAAACCAGAAUGGCUACCAAGCAUCGACUACGGACGUGGGUAUUUACAAUGUGAGAUAUAUUAAGAUACAAUCAACUGGAAACACAGACUUUUGUCUCAGAAUAGAACUCUGUGGAGAAG
Messenger RNA from Paramuricea clavata, 5342 nucleotides. NCBI's taxonomy places the organism in Eukaryota, Metazoa, Cnidaria, Anthozoa, Malacalcyonacea, Plexauridae. The record is from the annotation of a GenBank genome assembly.